GCGAAAGAUGGCCGCCACCAUUCCGCAGCCACCGCCCGGGAGGUUAUCCUAGGCCCUGACGCUUCCGCCCGUUCCCGCGCCCCGCAGCCGCUGCCUUACCAUGAGGCCCGUAAGCCGCCGCACUCUCGACUGGAUUUAUUCCGUGCUGCUCCUCGCGAUCGUGCUACUCUCCUGGGGAUGUGUCAUCUAUGCAUCAACGGUGGCCGCUCGCCGGCAGCUAAGGAAGGAUUACCCGGACAGAAGCUUCGGAAUGAGUGAAGAUUUGUGAUUACUCUGCAUUUCACCCUACGCAGUUAUUAUUUUUUUAAGACUUCAAACCGAUCAUCUAUUCAGAUGUAAAAGUAGAAAUCUGAAAAACAUCAAUUUCUGGAUUUUUGUAUGCAGCCCUUGGAAGUGACUAAAUUUUCUGACCCAAUACUUAGACUUCUCAUUCAUAUUCUCUUGAAACAAAGCAACGCUGAUUUGACAGCUCUUGAGUUUUGGAGAUUCUAGAUGGGAUGACAGGGUUUACAACCUAGGGUUCUUCCUGAAAUGCCACAGAAAAACUCAAAAAUAGGUGGAAUUCGUUUUUAUUUCUUGUAAAAUUCAUUCUGUUGCUUAUCUUCACAUCAGACUAGUAUAUUUUGCGUGUAAGUUAGAAUC
Molecule: messenger RNA, 642 nt
Organism: Sorex araneus (European shrew)
Lineage: Eukaryota; Metazoa; Chordata; Mammalia; Eulipotyphla; Soricidae
Gene: TZMP1
Product: small integral membrane protein 27
Exons: 2
Coding region: 101-268 (55 amino acids)
Source: RefSeq, a predicted model, not a curated record